AUGGCUUACGAGUCUCCCAAGCUUACUCCCGAGGUCUUCGAGGCCCGAGGAGACUUGUGUGUUCAGUUGACCCACCGGUAUAUAGAGCUUAGCCGCGAGGUCUACAGACCGGAGAUCAGAGACUCGCCGAUCACACACCGGCUGGGCCUAGUCGAUUUUGAUCUUCUUAGAUUCUUGGGGCUAUGUGUGUACGUUCUGAGACAAUCUCGCAAUAUGGAUCACCGGCCCAGCCACCUCUUUCUCGCCCAGCUCGAGGUGGUGUCAGUGACCUGGGCCCGGUUUAGUCCGAUGUAUGAUGAGAUGCGUGCUGAGCGACUACGGAAUGUUGCAGACACCGACAGCUGGGUCGCCGAGUUCGGGCCCGAGAUUCUGCCUGCGCUGGAGAGAGAGCGGCUUCCGGGCUAUUGUUCCUCUCGACUGGUCAUCCUGCAGGAUGCCACUGUGCAGCGCAUUGUCCGCGGAAUCGUGCAGCAUCGCUCGGGGAGAGCCAUGGAGGGCCUCUCGAGUGGUGCAGGAUCCAGUGUGGCUACGCCUUCCAUUCCCAAUGCGUGA
This is a messenger RNA of Aspergillus aculeatus ATCC 16872, 552 nucleotides long. RefSeq lists its product as uncharacterized. The record is from RefSeq and is a predicted model, not a curated record. Bases 1 to 552 code for a protein of 183 amino acids. The transcript is spliced from 2 exons. NCBI's taxonomy places the organism in Eukaryota, Fungi, Ascomycota, Eurotiomycetes, Eurotiales, Aspergillaceae.